AUGAACAGGAAAGUAGCUAUCGUAACGGGUACUAAUAGUAAUCUUGGUCUGAACAUUGUGUUCCGUCUGAUUGAAACUGAGGACACCAAUGUCAGAUUGACCAUUGUGGUGACUUCUAGAACGCUUCCUCGAGUGCAGGAGGUGAUUAACCAGAUUAAAGAUUUUUACAACAAAUCAGGCCGUGUAGAGGAUUUGGAAAUAGACUUUGAUUAUCUGUUGGUGGACUUCACCAACAUGGUGAGUGUCUUGAACGCAUAUUACGACAUCAACAAAAAGUACAGGGCGAUAAACUACCUUUUCGUGAAUGCUGCGCAAGGUAUCUUUGACGGUAUAGAUUGGAUCGGAGCGGUCAAGGAGGUUUUCACCAAUCCAUUGGAGGCAGUGACAAAUCCGACAUACAAGAUACAACUGGUGGGCGUCAAGUCUAAAGAUGACAUGGGGCUUAUUUUCCAGGCCAAUGUGUUUGGUCCGUACUACUUUAUCAGUAAAAUUCUGCCUCAAUUGACCAGGGGAAAGGCUUAUAUUGUUUGGAUUUCGAGUAUUAUGUCCGAUCCUAAGUAUCUUUCGUUGAACGAUAUUGAACUACUAAAGACAAAUGCCUCUUAUGAGGGCUCCAAGCGUUUAGUUGAUUUACUGCAUUUGGCCACCUACAAAGACUUGAAAAAGCUGGGCAUAAAUCAGUAUGUAGUUCAACCGGGCAUAUUUACAAGCCAUUCCUUCUCCGAAUAUUUGAAUUUUUUCACCUAUUUCGGCAUGCUAUGCUUGUUCUAUUUGGCCAGGCUGUUGGGGUCUCCAUGGCACAAUAUUGAUGGUUAUAAAGCUGCCAAUGCCCCAGUAUACGUAACUAGAUUGGCCAAUCCAAACUUUGAGAAACAAGACGUAAAAUACGGUUCUGCUACCUCUAGGGAUGGUAUGCCAUAUAUCAAGACGCAGGAAAUAGACCCUACUGGAAUGUCUGAUGUCUUCGCUUAUAUACAGAAGAAGAAACUGGAAUGGGACGAGAAACUGAAAGAUCAAAUUGUUGAAACUAGAACCCCCAUUUAA
Messenger RNA from Saccharomyces cerevisiae S288C, 1044 nucleotides. It is a transcript of the gene ERG27, whose product is annotated as 3-keto-steroid reductase. NCBI's taxonomy places the organism in Eukaryota, Fungi, Ascomycota, Saccharomycetes, Saccharomycetales, Saccharomycetaceae. Gene Ontology annotation, cellular component: endoplasmic reticulum membrane; lipid droplet. The transcript has a single exon. The record is from RefSeq and is marked reviewed. Gene Ontology annotation, biological process: steroid biosynthetic process. Gene Ontology annotation, molecular function: 3-beta-hydroxysteroid 3-dehydrogenase (NADP+) activity. Bases 1 to 1044 code for a protein of 347 amino acids.